AUGGCACCGGACAUUGUGGAGACCAACGCCGCGGGCUCGAGUGCUUCUUUUUCCAUGGACCGGAUUCGGCUCGAGGCCAUCGAAAGCCGACGUCAGGAAUGCACGAAGGCAAUCAACGAAAGGAAAAGGAAACUGGCCGAGCUCUACUGCGUCUCACGACUGCCGCUUCUGCCUAUAUCCAAUGACCAAGUGUUACAGAUCGAGGACAAGCUGAUGUCUUUUCUAGAAAAGAACGAUUUAGAAAACGGACACGAGUUCAACAUUGCCAUUCUAUCCCAUGAAAACCAGCAGAGACGACUCUCGCCGCCCCAGAAUCAGAUUCUUACAGAGACAUCAGAGGUCAAGGAGCCUGCUGCAAAACGACAAAAAGUGGACGCUCAGGUAAGCCACCGGGAGGUGGCUCCUGUAGACGCACAAAAAAAGAUGCAGGGAGUGCCCUUGGCUACUAGGCAACCACAGCCAGGCUCGUCUCUUCAGGAGGGCUCGCUACAAUCUUUGAUUCACUCCUAUGAGCAGGUCCAGCCGCCUAGAAGGAGUGAUGAGAAGUCCAAACGUGAUCUGGAUUAUGAGGAUCUCAGCUUAGAUCAGCUGAUGAUCAUGUUAAUGCCCGAACUCAAGCCCCACAAAGUGCCAGAGGCACGCUCUUUGACAGAAUUGUAUUAUCACCAGCAGACGCUGCAGCUACCCAAACUGUUACUCAGAGCUCACAAAUCCCUUACCACCGACUCUUAUGAAACUGCUCUGGUAGAGGGAAAGAUCUCCGUAUUGUAUUCACGCAUGGAGGAAUUGAAACGCAAACACAGUUGGUCCCUGAGACAGCCGAAGAAGUUCUUGGAUCCUUUUUUGGCUACCGGAAAGAAAACGCAUUGGGAUUAUCUGCUGUCGGAGAUGAAGUGGUUGGCUACUGACUUCAAGCAGGAGAGAAGGUUUAAAAUGGUUCAAUGCUAUUAUAUUGCCCAAGCGGUCAAGGAAUAUUGGAAAUAUGGAAAGGUAUGUUGUGUGCGAAGAAAACAAGCUCGACUUUUAAGCGAUAAAGAGAUUGAAGAACGCAACCUGUCGAAAGAACUGGCCCCUAUAAACGGUUCUGAGACUACUGAAGUCUCAGAGAAAGUUGAAGAAGAGCCAGUGGAACUUGCCCAAAAUACAGAGAACAAAGCGGAUAAUGCAGCAAACACACAAAUCGAGUCGGUCACUGUGAAACCAGAGUCGGAAGAGAAUGCAAAGACACAGGAAUCGGAAAUUAAUGUGGAAAUGACUAAGGAAGUUAUUGUUCACGGCAGUAUCGAGUCUGUUAGUAACACAGAAACUUUACUAGAGGAGCAGCCUACUGUUGACCCAUCUCAUCUGCUUUCUUUCAAUGAUACCGCAUAUCCCAGUAAGGAAUAUGAAGAGGUGAAACGUCACCAGGAAGAAAUUCAGCCAUUCAAGAUGUACGCAGAUUUGGACCAGUUCAAUAAAACCGAGACAACUGUGAUUGAAAGUCUGUCUUCUUACGUUCCAUUUAGACAAACUGAGAAGGAUCAUCUUAUCGAACGUUACGAAUACGGUCACAUCUCUUCGAUGCUGCCUCCUGCUGAUGAAGAGCCAGAUUGGGAAAAGAUAGUUUUGAAGAAGAAGAAGGAGACAGAGAAACACAGCGUCCCUUACCAAAAAGGAUUAUUUUCUCCAGCGUACAGGCGUUUCAACAUCCUGAAACCUCCUGCUCCUCCUUCCAUUAAAAAUUUAGAGCUUCGCAUCCCAACUAUUUGGCUUCCACAGGACGACAAGUAUCUUAUCAGGUAUGUGACGGACUUCUCAUUCAAUUGGAACAUCAUUUCAGCUCAUCUGUCUGCUAAACCGACAAGAAGUUAUACCUCGAACAUCGAGCGGCGCACUCCAUGGCAGUGUUUCGAAAGAUACAUCCAGUUGAAUGAUAAAUUCCAGUUUUCUGAUAUGAGGGGUCUGUAUCCCAUGGCUGCCAAAGAGUGGCUGGAGGCAGCACACAAGGUUCAGAUCUCCACAAAACGACGGAUCUCGCCUCUUGGAGUUGGUAUCGAAUCUAUUCAAAGAGGACAUAGACGGCUGAGAUGGGGUUCCAUGUUUGAUGCGAUGCGGAAAUUGAUGAAGAAACGCGAGAAUGUUCAAAAGCCUCCUCAGCAACCACGAAAGAACAACUCAGAGGAGAAAAGAACGGAUACGCCAACUCCUGAACAACUGUCGAAGCUCAAGUUCGAACGUGAUCGGGCAAUCCAGGAAGCCUAUGCUCAGGGAAGUGGUAAUGGAAACUUCACUAGAUUGCGUGUUCCGCCGAACGCUCAUCAACUGGCAACAGGAGCCGGCAAGUCUCCAUUUUCUGCUGACGGCCAAGCCAAUGCUGGGUCAUCGGCUGCUGCACAGGCGACAAUGAAUGGAAGACGGCAGUUUUCCAACAAAAUGGCUCCUCAGGCCAGUGCUUCUCCCGAAGCCCAACAGGCUCAAAUGCGUGCCAGCAGUCCCCAAGUGUACCAGCAACAGGUUAAUCAGGGCGGUCUGCAGAUGCCGACGGGUCCUGGUGGAGCGCCUCUGCCUGAGCAGGUUCAGCAGCUGAUGAUUCAGCGUCAACGGCAGAUGAUGCAGCAACAGCAGCAGCAGGCCAACAAUUCCCGACAAUCAAGUAGACCGCCCUCUUCGUCCAUGAGCUCGCCCGUGUCGACACCAACACCCCAACAGGUUUUACAGACGGCAGGCAAUGCGGGAUCUCCUUCUCAAGCGUAUUCGCAGGUGCAGUUGCAACCGGGUCAGUCUCCGGAGCAGAUGCCACAGAUGAACAUAGCACCAUCCCAGGGGUAUCCUGUGCAGCAUAUGGGCAGCAAUGCCCCAUCUCCCCAGGACAUGCAUGCCAAUGCGCAGCUUUCUCAGCAGCCGCGCCCAGUGUCGCGUGUGAACUUCACCACGUCGCAAGUGUCUGCCAUCAUAAACCAGAUCCAAACUCAAAACCCAAACCUGCCCAAAGAACAGGUGACUCGUUUGGCGGUCGCUUACCUAGCUAACUACCAGCAAAAUCAGAAUAGAGUUGCGGAUCAGACAGGACAGCAGCCUGGAAAACAGCCCCUGGCUCCUUCUAACGGAGGUGCAAUUGCUGGACAAUUGAACACUCCGACAAAACAAGGCCAGCCUUCUCAGGGGACGCCGCCAGCGCAAGCAGGCCAGCCCUUGACUCCACAGCAGCUCGCCAUGUUUGCCAACAACCCUAAUCUGACUCCGCAGCAACGCAAGCAGAUCCAGGUCCUACGGCAGCAUCAGUUGCAACAUCAUCAGAGAAGGCAGCAGCACGUGCAGCCGCCAGGAGAUCCACAAAGUCCUGUGCCGGCAACUCCACAGCCCGUGCAGUCGGCCCCGUCGAAUGCGAAGAAAUUGAACUCGUCGGCGAUUACAACACGGUUCUCGCCCCAGCCAGGUACCAAUGUGGUACCGGUGGUGAACCAGCAGUCGCCGUCAGUGCCGUCAUCGGCAAACAACAGCUUUGUGUCUUCACCGACAAUGAAAAACAUGAGAUGA
Molecule: messenger RNA, 3516 nt
Organism: Ogataea haglerorum
Lineage: Eukaryota; Fungi; Ascomycota; Pichiomycetes; Pichiales; Pichiaceae
Exons: 1
Coding region: 1-3516 (1171 amino acids)
Source: RefSeq, a predicted model, not a curated record